AUGCCGAAGCGACACAAGGCGAGUGGGCCCAGCGAGUGGCUUCCACGAAUGAUGUCCGGCAGGAAGCGCGGUCAUCCACGCGGCCAGAUCCAAACGCCAAGUGUCGCAGAUAGCAGGGCCAGCGCUUCAGGAUCGGCUGGCGUCCGACUUCACGAUCGUGAGCCAGUCGAUCGCGAAACUCCCGCCGUCGUCGUACGACCAGACGGGGGUUCGGACGUGCCGCUGACUUUGCACUCUGCUCUCAAAGGGAUCGGCUCCGAGGCCAACCAUGGUAAGCUCAGCCGUGAGAUCCCAGGACCGCGCGACGACAAGGGUAGAAAACACAAGAAGGAAAAGAAGAGCAAGAAGGACAAGAAACACAAGACAGGCAGGAAGGACAAGAAGAAGAGGAAGCACAGUGAUGAAGCGAAAGAUGCAGAAAUUCGAACAGACUCCAUGGAGCGGUUGCGAGAAGCUCUUGACUUGCUAGCGACCAGGCUCCAGGCAGGCGCUUGCUAG
Messenger RNA from Prorocentrum cordatum, 498 nucleotides. Lineage: Eukaryota; Dinophyceae; Prorocentrales; Prorocentraceae. The record is from the annotation of a GenBank genome assembly.